Messenger RNA from Loxodonta africana (African savanna elephant), 1203 nucleotides. Its product is annotated as heat shock transcription factor, Y-linked-like. NCBI's taxonomy places the organism in Eukaryota, Metazoa, Chordata, Mammalia, Proboscidea, Elephantidae. The coding region runs from base 1 to 1203 and encodes 400 amino acids. Gene Ontology annotation, biological process: regulation of DNA-templated transcription. The transcript is spliced from 2 exons. Gene Ontology annotation, molecular function: sequence-specific DNA binding; DNA-binding transcription factor activity. The record is from RefSeq and is a predicted model, not a curated record.
AUGGCACAUGUUUCUUCAGAAGUUCAAGAUGUUUCUCCUAAAGAUCGAUCAACUGGUUCAGGAACCUCUGCUGGGUCUCUCUUGUAUGAUUACACAUCCACUGGGGACUCAGACUUGAGACUGAUGAUUGAGGAAAAUGCUUUUCAGGCUCUGUCUGAAGGAUCCUUGCUAAAAAGACCACGUUACACAUUUUGCGUCUCUGAAGCAGAUGACAAUAAUGAUUUUCUUUCUCUGACUUUUCCCAGAAAACUUUGGAAAAUAAUUGAAAGUGACCAAUUUAAGUCAAUUUGGUGGGAUGAAAAUGGAACUUCUGUAGUGAUUAAUGAAGAACUUUUUAAGAAAGAAGUUUUGGAGAGAAAGGCCCCAUUCAGGAUAUUUGAAACUGAGAGUAUGAAAAGCUUAGUUCGACAGCUUAAUCUCUAUGGGUUUAGUAAAAUUCGACAGAAUUUUCAAAGAUCUGCUUCUCUAGCUGAUUUUCUGGCAGAAGAAAAAGAAGUCUCUGCUUUAAGCAAGUUACAGUUCUACCAUAAUCCCAAUUUUAAACGAGGCUGUCCUCAACUGUUAGUAAGAAUGAAGAGAAGAGUUGGGAUUAAAAAUGCUUCUCCAGUGCCUGCUUCAUUAGUUCAAGAUUUCAGCAAGAAGCACUUCAGAGCAGGGGGUCAUGUAGAUAACCAGAAUUCUGGUUUAGUUGCUGAAACUGGUGGAGAAAGUUUACUUUCAACUUCUACAAAUUUACAUAUACCUUUAUUAAGGAAGCCUUCUACCAGCCAGAUAAUUACUAAUACAGCUGCCCCAAUCAGAGGUGGUUUUUCUCGUCCAUCAUUAACUUCACAUAGACCAUCAGAGCAAAUGCUAACAGACCAACAUGCUGUUUUAAAUCAGCUGACCAGUUUUCACAUGCACUCACAUAGCAGCUGUUCUCACGCAAACGGUCACAUUGUAAACUUUGUUACAGCUACAACUUCUCAGUCCCACAUUAUCUCUCCCGUACAGAGCAGUUAUUUUGGAAUGAUGGUGGACCCUUCUACUUUCCCAACUGGGUAUUCUGAUUUAUCAGCCAAUGAGGCUCCUUUUUCUAACAUCUUAGGAGCAGGCAAUCCAUGGUUCCCUAGGCCUAUGACAGCUGAUACAUCUGCCACCACUCUUUCAAGGUUAACUCAUCAGCCGUCUUCAUUACACCAACAUCAUCCUAAUUACAACUGA